CGGAAAUCCAAUAAUAGAUAGGGAUUGGAAAACGGAUAGCAGACCAUCUCCAGUCUCUAUAACAACAUCAUUAUGGAUCCAUAGCCCUCCCAUUCCUCUACACUCUAAACCGAUCCAUUGAUAUCGUCAUCAAUGGCUCUACCGCUCGAAUACUUCUCCUCCAUCCCCUUAAUCACACUCAUAAUUACCACACUAAUCAUCCUGCUGGGAUCGAUAUCAAUGCUACUAAUCCCAAACCUCAGACCACGACGUCGCUUGGUGGAGAAAUUAGUCAAAUUACCACCGGGACCACGGAAGCUGCCGGUGAUCGGAAACCUCCACCAGCUCAUCUGCGAGCAUCCCCACCACCGCCUCCGCGAUCUGGCCCAAAAGCACGGCCCACGCGUCAUGGGCCUCCAGCUCGGUGAGCUCUCCUACAUCGUGAUUUCAAGCCCAGAGGCCGCGGGGGAAGUUCUGAAAGCCCACGACCUCAGCUUCGCGACGCGGCCCCGGCUCCUGGUCUCCGACGUCGUAUUCUACGGCGCCAAGGACAUCGCACUGGCGCCGUACGGCGCCUACUGGCGGCAGGUGCGCAAGAUCUGCGUGGUCGAGCUCCUGAGCUCCAAGAGAGUCCUCUCUCUCCGCCCCGUCAGGGAAUCCGAAGCCGCCAAGCUCACCGCCGCCAUCCGCGCGGCCGCCGUCGGCGCCGGCGUCGACAUCGGCGAGCUUUUGGUGUCGUCGACGUGCAGCUUUACUUUCAGGGCGGCGUUCGGGAUGUCGGCGGAGGAGAUCAUAACGGUGAAUAACAGGGAAGCGAUUUUCACGGAGCUCAUCUCGGGGAUUUCAGAGGCUGUGGGCGGGUUCAGAGUAUCAGAUCUGUUCCCUUCUCUUAAAUUCCUUCCCGCGUUGACCGGGUAUCGAUCACACCUUGUCAAGUUGCAUCUAGCGGCUGAUGCGAUGCUUGAGGACAUCAUCAACGAACACAAAGCUCGACGUCGAAUUAGUGGUAACGCUGCAGCGGAUCAUCGUAGCCAAACUCAACAUUCCGAGGAUCUGGUGGAUAUUCUUCUCAAUCUCCAGGAGGAUGGAACCGAACUGGAUUUCCCGUUGACCACCGAAUCCAUCAAAGCAGUCGUUUUGGACAUGUUUCUGGCUGGUACCGAAACGAGCUCAACAACAGUACAGUGGACCAUGUCCGAAUUGAUGAGGAAUCCGGGUGUGAUGCAGAAAGCACAAGAAGAGGUGAGACGAACGUUUGCCUGUAAAGGAAAGGUGGAUGAGGAGGAUCUUCAUAAUCUGACUUAUUUGGACUUGGUUAUACGAGAGAGUUUAAGAUUGCACCCUGUAGUUGCUUUGCUUGUUCCAAGAGAAGCUCGAGAGACGGUGGAGAUCCUUGGCUAUGAGAUCCCUUCCGGAACUAAAGUCAUCGUCAAUGCUUGGGCUAUUGGGCGAUAUCCUCGUUAUUGGAAAGAAGCCGACAAGUUCUUCCCGGAAAGGUUCCUUGAUCAUCCAAUUGAUUAUAAGGGGAACAAUUUGGAGUUCAUCCCUUUUGGUUCCGGAAGAAGGAUGUGUCCUGGAAUGUCAUUAGCAUUAGCUUCUGUGAAACUGAUACUAGCAAAUCUACUAUAUCACUUUGACUGGAAACUCUCUACCGGAAUUACUCACGAGAAUUUUGAUAUGUCUGAGAGUUUUGGUUCCAUGGUUGGUAGAAAAUAUAGCUUGCACUUGAUUCCAUUACCAUACGAUGCACGCAACUGCUUGGAAGGAUGGCAAGACGGAGUGCAACUUCUUGGAAAAGAUUGAGGUUCAUGUUCAUCAUCCUCGUUUAUAAGUCGAAUCUUCAAUGUUUAUGCUUAGUUAAGGUCUUAAUUAGUAUGUUUGUUUCUUAUUUGUCUCAACUUUUCCUUCAUGUGUAUAUAUAAAACUAGC
Messenger RNA from Linum tenue, 1908 nucleotides. The record is from the annotation of a GenBank genome assembly. Lineage: Eukaryota; Viridiplantae; Streptophyta; Magnoliopsida; Malpighiales; Linaceae.